AUCGACAUCUCCGACAUCCCCCCCACGCCAAUCACCCACCUCUCCGAAAUCGAGGCCGCCAUGACCGAGUCCGUCUCCAAAUUCGCCGCCGACGUCGUCCUCCCCAAGGCCCGCGACAUGGACGAGGCCGAAACCAUGGACCCGGCCCUCGUCGAGCAGCUCUUCGAGCAGGGCCUCAUGGGCAUCGAGAUCCCUGAGGACUACGGCGGCGCGGGCAUGAACUUCACCUCGGCCAUCAUCGCCAUCGAGGAGCUCGCCCGCGCCGACCCCAGCGUCAGCGUCAUGGUCGACGUGCACAACACGCUGUGCAACACGGCCAUUCUCAAAUGGGGCUCCGAGCACGUCAAGCGCACCUACCUGCCGCGCCUGGCCACCGACACCGUCGCCUCCUUCUGCCUCUCCGAGCCCGUGUCCGGCUCCGACGCCUUUGCCAUGGCCGCCCGCGCCACCGAGACCGCCGACGGCUUCGUCCUCAACGGCUCCAAGAUGUGGAUCACAAACUCCAUGGAGGCCGGCGUCUUCCUCGUCUUUGCCAACCUCGACCCCUCAAAGGGCUACAAGGGCAUCACCGCCUUCAUCGUCGAAAAGGGCACCGACGGCUUCUCCAUUGCCAAGAAGGAAAAGAAGCUCGGCAUCCGCGCCAGCAGCACCUGCGUCCUCAACUUUGACGACGUCCACAUCCCCAAGGAGAACAUCCUCGGCGAGCGCGGCCAGGGCUACAAGUACGCCAUCAGCAUCCUCAACGAGGGCCGCAUCGGCAUCGCCGCCCAGAUGACCGGCCUCGCCCUCGGCGCCUGGGAAAACGCCGUCAAGUACUGCUGGAACGACCGCAAGCAGUUCGGCUCCCUCAUCGGCGAGUUCCAGGGCAUGCAGCACCAAUUCGCCCAGGCCUACACCGAAAUCGCCGCCGCCCGCGCCCUCGUCUUCAACGCCGCCCGCAAGAAGGAGGCCGGCGAGGACUUUAUCAAGGACGCCGCCAUGGCCAAGCUCUACGCCUCCCAGGUUGCCGGCCGUGUAAGUGGUCUCGGCGUCGAGUGGAUGGGCGGCAUGGGCUUUGUCCGCGAGGGUCUGGCCGAGAAGUUCUUCCGCGACAGCAAGAUUGGUGCCAUUUACGAGGGCACCAGCAACAUCCAGCUCAACACCAUUGCCAAGCUGCUGCAAAAGGAGUACACCAACUAA
This is a messenger RNA of Trichoderma atroviride IMI 206040, 1179 nucleotides long. RefSeq lists its product as uncharacterized. Gene Ontology annotation, cellular component: mitochondrion. The record is from RefSeq and is a predicted model, not a curated record. Gene Ontology annotation, molecular function: flavin adenine dinucleotide binding; acyl-CoA dehydrogenase activity. NCBI's taxonomy places the organism in Eukaryota, Fungi, Ascomycota, Sordariomycetes, Hypocreales, Hypocreaceae.